This is a messenger RNA of Drosophila simulans, 1262 nucleotides long. RefSeq lists its product as uncharacterized. The transcript is spliced from 2 exons. Lineage: Eukaryota; Metazoa; Arthropoda; Insecta; Diptera; Drosophilidae. The record is from RefSeq and is a predicted model, not a curated record. The coding region runs from base 271 to 744 and encodes 157 amino acids.
AUUUAAAUGUACAUAUUUUUUGGAAUUUUCCCAGAAUUUGGCCAAGCCAUCUGCUUUAUAAAAGACGAGCACCUGGUUUAGGGUUAGCAGGAUUAGCUGAAUAUAGCGAGGAUCAAUAAAGUUCGCGAAAUAUUACUUUCGCUGAACUAGGAUCCUACCUGACUGGUGCCAAAGGUGGUUACUUAUUAGGGCCAUUCGGAUUACCGACCAAUUGGUAGGUAGAGCGCGAGGCUGGCGGCCCAUAAACAGUUCCUUCUCGACAGUCUAAUCAUGAAGUACCGCAUGUUGAACAAACGCAAACAGGCGACUCCCUCGCCAGUGAGAGAUUCCGACGCAGCCGACGUGUCCGUGUCCAACCACAGCGCUCUGGAACUGGAGGCGGCUGCUGCUCUCUUGUUGCUCCGCUACCAAUACGAUCGACAAGUGUGCAACAACAUUAUAUCCUACACAGAGUCCUGUUCCCCGACUCCACCGCCGGCAGUUGCUGACAACACGACGCCAAAGGAUCAGACUGUUCGUCCGCCAGUCGCCAGCCAGCCGCUGAAGAAGCGAUCCAUACCAUCGCACAUCCUCCGCAGAUCCCUGACUCCGGCGAAAUCCGACACUUCAGUGAGCAACAAGUCGAUAGUCAAGGCCAAGACGAGGACUCCACUUCCCAGUAAGGAGCGCAACUGCAACAGGGCCUUGCUUAAGUCCUGCAGAAAUAUGAUUCGCGAGUUUCUCGACAAUCAGGAGUUUAUCUAAAAAAAAAGUUUAACUAUGUAUCCUGAAACCAAUUCUACAUUUCUAAUUUUACACAAAUCAAGAUUUUAGAAAUCUUCGCCCAAAACGCCACAGUGAAUUGCACGAUUGCAGAAGAUAUAGAAACGAAAUCCUUAAAUAAUUGUAACCCAGUAUAUUACAGUCGCAAGAAAGAUGAAGGCGAUCGAUCCUUGGGAUCUUGGAUUUCAGUUUUCAAUUUAUUUAUUGCAUAUAAAUUUGUUUCCUUUUUUAUACAUAUAUAAAUUAUGUAUUGAUCGAAAGAUAACGUUUUCAAUGGAAGAACAGGUAUUGUGGCGACACUAGAGUGCUAAUUAUUAGCUAUUGGCGGUGUUUAAACUUAAGGCGUACGAAAAACAAAUAGAAAAUUAUCUUUAGCGUAGAUCUACACAAUAAUUAAUAAUUACAGUUGCACUACAGGCUAAAUGUAUGAACGUGCAUCGAUGAUAUCUUCUAACUCUGUUCAUUCCGUUUAAUGUAAUUAAUAAAGUGCUUCAAAUGUA